Messenger RNA from Symbiodinium natans, 5601 nucleotides. The record is from the annotation of a GenBank genome assembly. NCBI's taxonomy places the organism in Eukaryota, Dinophyceae, Suessiales, Symbiodiniaceae.
AUGAGCAAUGCUGCACAACUGGCACAACUCUUGAUUCUGCGGGAUGAAAGUGCGGAAGGGUCCCAGGAUGUUCCUUCACAGAAUGCCUUUGCGCGAGAAACACGGCCUGGCUUUUUUCCAGUGAUGUUGGCAUCGCUAGAGCAUUCACUUCCACACCUGGCAAAAGGUCGCGCAACAGCUGGAGGGUUGGGGAAAGUUGUCGAUCUCAUUGCCAGAAAGCAUCCAUCCGACAUACUGCUGGUUCAUCCCAUGCUGAAAGAGGAGGAUGGGAAACUUCAGUAUGGGCAGCCUUACGAAGAGCAAAUGCCGCUGCGACUGCUGAUCGAGGGCGAGCACUACAAUGUUCGCGUGUACAGGUUCGUGCCACCAGAUCAUCCAAGGAUAGCGGAUGUUCAUGUUGAAUUCCUCAUGCUGUCCCAUGAAAUUUUUCAAUCCAGGACCUUGGAUGGCAUCUAUCCAAAUCCUUUGUCGCGGAGAGCAGUCCUCAAGUUCUUCUCAUUGUGGAACCAAGCAGUCGGAGCUUUACUGGCUCGACACAAGCCGCGCGUCUUUCAUUGCCCAGAUUUCCACUCUGCUAUUGCACCCUGGUAUGCUUUACCGGAGCAUCCAGACUUGAGGAUUUUGCUUGUGCUGCACAAUGCUGAGUACCAAGGCACGAUUAGCACUGACAUGAUUUUUGGACGCAGGCUCGCUGCCAUAGCAUCCCUGUUCAACCUGCCCCCUCAAAUGGUGAAGGAUCAUCUUGUUCUGGACGGACGGUUCAACAUGCUCAAGGCAGCUGUUGACUUCGUGAUGGAGAAGCAAGAUGGCCGAGGUGUAUGUGCAGUGUCCCACUGGUACGCAGCUGAAUGUCAUGCGAACUAUGGUGUCCUAUGGCCCUUGCCAAGCAUACAAGGCUUGGACAAUCCCAUGCUCGAGGAAGAGCGAGCUGUUGUGAAGGGAGAUAUAAAUCAAGCAAAAGCUGAAGCGAAACUUCGUAUCCAGAGGCGGUUUGGUCUUGAAGAAAACCCCAACGCUCGUCUUUUCGUGUCAUUGGGCCGGCUGGUUCGGCAAAAGGGUGUCGAUCUCAUCGCGGAUGUGGCAGGAUGGCUUUUGUCAGAACACGCAGAUUCUCAACUGAUUUUAGUGGGUCCCAUCGGAGAUGGCUUUGGCCACUAUGCUGCCAGCAGGCUGCAGCAAUUGGACGCGCAUGGGCAGUACCAUGGAAGGCUGUAUGUCAACAUCCAGUUCAUGCGAGACCCUGAAGCUUUGAAGGACAUGAAGCUCGGUGCAGACUUCUGCCUCAUGCCUUCCCGUGACGAGCCCUUUGGCUACGUGGACAUUGAAUUCGCUUGGCACGGAGCGCUGUUAGUAGGCGCUCAAGCCGGAGGAUUGGGCAAGGUGCCUGGCUUUUACUUCCUGGCCCAGAACAGGGAAAACUUGGGCCGCUUACGAAGGGAGCUACGCUCAGCAGUGUCUCAAGCGAUGCGAGCGCCAAGAUCGCAGCUAGAAAGCAUGGCACAAGCCGCAGUCUGUUGCAGCUUUCCGUUGGAGCACUGGCAGCGGCGCUUAGCAGGAGCGUAUGGAACAGUCACUGAAGGAGUGCCAACACUUCUGCAACGGGAGCAGUCUGAGCAGAGCCUCGCCACCUUGGGUAACUCUUGCAGUCAGGACGAUGCUGGACAAGGACUUCGGCUGGUUGCAGCUCCACCAGGAUCAUCGAUUGAAUUUGAUGAAAGUCCGGGACGAGGGUCGGGAACAAAGACCUUCCGGCCGUAUCCCGAUGCUGCAGACGCUGUACUGCUGUCUCCAGUGCGUGAUGGAGCUGUGCAAGCAAGCCAAUUUCCAGGUGCCGCCCCUGUAUCCAUCGUCGAAUCUGCCGUGGGCGAAGAAUACCAUCAUGUCAAUGCAAGCUUUGCCCAGUCCGCUGCUGGACCGGAGUUCAUGACGCAGGAGCUGGACGAAGACGAGCUCGCCGAGAGGGUGAAGCAAAAAGUCCAUGACCACCAGUGGGGAAUAGACGAGAUCCUGGAAAGCGUUGGUGCAGAUGUUGACUUUGAGCGAGAAGGCAGUCCGAUGGCUCGUUGGUUACUUGGCCGUACCUGCGGUGUCCAGCGGGUUCACAUUGUUGUCGCACUGGGGUACGUCGCGUCGCCGGUCGCAGAGUUCUUGACGUUUCUCACCGCCACAGAGUGGGGUCUGAGGGGUGGAGAGACCGUGCCUCGAUUCGCCCAGCGCCUCUUCGGUCAGAAGAUCGACCCUCCGAUCUUGAACAUGUUGCUCUUCGCCAUCAACGCACUCGCCUUCAGUGUUGCAGCGCCCUUUUGGGCAGUGCUUAGCCGCUUCUUCCAGCCGAGGAGGAUCAUGGCAGUCAGCCUGCUGCUUCAAGUGCCGCUGCUGCUCACGCUGUGGCCAAUGUAUCCAAGCUUUGAGCUGGCCUGUCUGUUGGUGUUCGCACAUGGCCUGGUAACGGCAUCAUCAUUUCUCUUCCUCGUCUUCAACUUCAUGAUGUCUAUCAAGGCGGACAUGAGCAACUACGCCAUACGUCUCGGCACCCUGGAAAUGCUGCGCUAUGUUGUGAACUGGCUUUUGAGCGGCUAUAUCUUCCUGGCAUCUCCGUCUUCGCUCCGUGGAACCAAGCAGCAGCCCAUUCCGACGAAGUUUGCGCUGCUCUUGCUUCCCAUCGGUUUGCUCAUGCUCCUCCUGACCCUCAUACCAGGAGUUCUUCUGCUUUUUGCUCCGGGGCCCUACCGUGAGGAUCGAUUUCCGGGUUGGAAUCUUGAGCUGUUGUUCAAAAGGAGGUCAUUCGUGCUCCUUUUCUUCAGUGAAUGUGUUGGAAACCUGGCCUUAUUUCCAGGGACUUGUUACAUCAGCUGGUGGCUCUCCAAUGGCUGGAGUAGCAUUGAGCUUUCAAGCCUGAGUGUUCUCUUUGCCUUUCUCUUGGCCUUCGGGACAUUCCUUUGGGCAGCUGCUCUCAGCCGCGCUUCCAUCCACGGCUUCUCGUUCCUUGUUGGAGUAGCCGUCAUGCUGGCUCCGGGAAUGAUGUUGAGAAGCAUUGUCCAAGACGAAGUGGCCACGAUCACGAGCCUUGGACGCUCAGAGGCUGCAAUGGUCAUUGGAGUUUUCAGCUUGUUCUUGGAGGGCGUUCGGUCGUCUGCUUUGUGGACGGCAAAAAUCCGCAUCCUUAACUCUAGGUGGCGUCUUCUCAGCUACGGGACUGUUCUUCAAAGCUGCAGUCACUUCUGUGCCUUCCUAUCACCAAUCGUUUGUGAGUUUCUCGCCAGACGGCAUGGUGUGACCUUUAUCACACGGAACCAGAAGGAGCUGGCGGAUGCUAUGAUCAUGUCAGUUGUCCCUUUGGGCUUGGUGCAAUUCCUUUUGCAGGUCAUCAUCGCACCAUUUAUCAAAAAGGACAUGGGUAUCUCUGUAGGAGCUGAACGAAGCUCGAGGAGCCUGCUGCGAAAGUUCAGGAAAGGCACCUCAGUGUUCGCACUUGCUACCUUCACUGCUACAGGCAUAGCCCUGGUUGUGUUGAUGGGAAUCUUCCUGAAGAUACAGAUGCCGGUCGAUCGAAUUGCGAGAUGCGAGCUUCCUCACGCAACAAAUUGCUCUGUCCUUGCGGAUGAGGUGGAUGCCCAGGAGGCUACCCUUGGCCAGCACUAUGGCCUCAAUCGCUUCGGGCAAAACACCACAGGCCUCUCCAAUUGCUUGAGCCGAAUGAGAGCUGUCGGAGGAGACACGUUUCGAUUUUGGCAAUUCGGAAGAUGCCAGGUGCAGAUGUGUGGAAGCGCUUCCGCGCUGCAAAAUGGGAGAUCAGCCGGCGAAGGUGAGGGACCCCUGCAGACUUACGACUUGUGGUCGCGCUAUUGUGACAUGUCGCGCCCGAAUUUGAUCGCAGUGCAUCUUUUCGAAUGGUCGUGGCAAGAUGUGGGGAGUGAAUGCGAAAACUACCUUGGACCAGCGGGUUUCAAUGCUGUGCAGGUCUCACCGCCCAGUGAGCACAUUCUUGGUGACUCAUGGGCAACGCGAUACCAACCAGUGUCGUACAAGUUAGAAUCCAGAGGAGGCAGCACAGACGACUUCGUGAGCAUGGUGAGCAGGUGCCGAUCCGCUGGGGUCAACAUCAUGGUAGAUGUUGUUCUGAAUCACAUGGCCGGACCCUUUGUUUUCUCGCCUGAGAAGGACAGGGGCAAGGCAUGUGGCCAGCAUGAGGACACACCGAAAUCCUCGACUGCAAAAUGUCUGGGUUGGGACAACACCGAGUACGGGAAUCGCGAGUAUUUGAACGGUCGUAAAGGACUGGAUUGGUACGACAGAUCGAUGUUCCAUCAUUACCCCGACAACGAGCACGCGAACUGUGGACUGCCACCCUGGACAAACAACAAGCGUUUGUGCGACAUGUAUGGACUCCCUGACCUCAACACAGAGGACAAGAACGUUCAGAAGCAACUCAGAGCAUACUUGUUUGAGCUGCUGGAGACAGGGGUGACUAUGAUUCGCGUGGAUGCUGCGAUGAAUAUCUACCCAGAGUCGCUUGCACAGGUCGUUCUUGCUUUACCAUGGGAGUACAUUGUGCAGGAGUACUAUCCUGACAUGUUCGAAGACAAAGAGAACAGAGAAAAGGCAACCAGCAUCGGAUCAGCGACCGACUUCACGUUCGGGCAGCGAGUGGCGGAGAGCCUGUUUGAUGGAAACGCGGGCAGCUGGUACAACAGGUCCCGUCAGCUAGGAGAGCUUCUCCAGUUGCAGCGCGAAGGCUUUCCAGAUUGCCGCUACAGGAUUUGUGAAUCGCCAGUUCCCUCCGACCGGGCGCUCCUGUUUUUGGACAAUCAUGAUCAACAGCGGGAGCGCUGGAAGCCCGAGGUGAAGGGACAGCCACCUUCCACCCCAGUUUGUUAUUGGGAUGGCCGGGAUAUCGGAAGCUGCAGACCCAUAUACAAACACGGCCAAGUUUAUGCUUUGGCGCAGCUCUACAUGCUUGCCUGGCCGUAUGGAGCAGACAGACGAUCUUCGGUUCGGCUGAUGUCCUCGUAUGGAUUUCACGAGUUCAAUGAGGGCCCGCCUGGUGUAGGUCGAGACUCGUUGAGGGACAAGGCUGCAUCCCCUGUUGUUUGCCGAAGUGCGCCCACAACAUCUCCAGUCACUGAUGCCUACGACAAUGACACCGCAAAACCCUGGGUCUGUGAGCACCGCUGGCAAGGUGUUUCUGGUACGAUCCGCUUUCGGCAGUUCUCGAAUGGUUCUGCGGAAGUUCAUUCCACUUGGGAUGAUGGAGACGGCCACAUUGGCUUCAGUCUUGGACACGUUGGCUUCGCAGCUUUCAGCCGCGGGUACAACUGGUACACGAAGCAAGGUUCCCAUGCUGCUAUAUCACUUGCAGGCAAAUCUACAGGCCUGCCAACAGGAUGUUACUGCAAUUUGGCAGAUGAGCCUGGGGCAGUUCCAGAUCCUCAAAACUGGACUGGGAGGUGCGCGGGUCCGACCAUCCUUGUGAGAAACCGGACCAUCGUUAAUGCUCAGCUUGCCAGUGGAGCGGCUGUCAUUCUUCAUGCUUUGUAUCCUGCUGAAGCUGGCCUAUGCGCCAUUGGCGCCAGCUUGAUUGACAAGGUUGUGGUGGCCUAG